This is a messenger RNA of Drosophila rhopaloa, 1050 nucleotides long. RefSeq lists its product as uncharacterized. The coding region runs from base 359 to 952 and encodes 197 amino acids. The record is from RefSeq and is a predicted model, not a curated record. The transcript has 2 exons. Lineage: Eukaryota; Metazoa; Arthropoda; Insecta; Diptera; Drosophilidae.
GCCAGAUGGCAUAGAAUCAGAAGUAAAAUCGUCUGUGAACACACAAAAACACACAAAAAAAAUCUCGGAAAAAAAUUACACCAGAAAUCUGGACAAAAUUUCACCGAUUCGUGCUCGAUUAGAUUCAAAAUUUUCUUUCGGCCCAACUAUAAGAUAGUGAAACAAAACCACGGUGUGUCGAGUGUGUGUUAAAUUUAAAUCGCGCUUAAAUUAAUUGGUCCUUCAGCUGACUUGGGAAGAAUAUGUGCUCCAUCUGCUAGUGCUCGAAGGCGGGAACAGAGGCGUGUCCGUUCCGGGAUACAGAUAGUCCAGACAGGCCGCAGGCUCAAGAGGACCCAGAGGAGACCCCCUCCUAACCAUGGGCAAGAAGGGCAAGGGAAAGGGAAAGAAGGGCAAGAAGCCCGCGGCAGUGGUGGCCCCCGUCGAGGCACCACCAUGUCCUCCGUGCCCGGAACUGCCGAAGCAGAUGCAGCCACUCGACGCGUGUCCGGAAUCCAGUGGACCCCACGAUGUACUCCGGGCCCAGCCGAAUCAUUAUCCGGCACUCCUUCGCAUUCCGGAAACGAUGGCGGUGGUGGGAUCGGAGAAUGGGUGCUACGACAGCAUCUGCAAGCUGCUGAGGGCCGGAUUCCGGUGCGCCGAGAGGGUCUUCGUGAUGGCCCCGUGGGGCAACUAUGUGGUCUUCCGGUACCACAACAACAACGACUUCAUCUACUUCCUGUUCGAUGGAUGCACCUGCGAUGUGAACAGGUUCCGGUACUUGGACCUCAGCUGUGGAACGGCCGGAUUCCUUUUCUUCGACAACAUGCACGACGUCAUCAGCUAUAUCAUCCAGUCCCGAAAGACGCGUCUCUAUCUGGAGAAUCUCAACAAGAUCGCCAUCGACCAGAUUGUGGAGGAGUACGGCGCUGUAACCUACACCCAAAAGGCCAAGUGCAUGCGGUUCGCUUGAGUGGGUCACCCCUGGUGACCCAUGAUCCCAAAUACGACACCCGGUUUUUUCAUGCAACAUUUGGUACAGAUCUUUUUCAGUAAAUAACUUGGAACUAA